UUAGUUGUAACCGUUGUAUUUGGACUUUGGGACAUCGAACAUUCGAUUCUGGGCACGAAUUGGUUGUUAUGCGACUACUUUUGCAAUCAGUUUCGCUUUGUUUUAGUUUGUGGCCUUGCUUACUCACUUUUGACCAGGUUUUCAACCACUGACACGCUGUCAGAUGGUCGAAUCGACCACUUUCCGCGAAUGCACAUGUGUCAAAUUGAAUGCCAGAUAGAUAGUCACUAUUUUAGAAGCUAGAUGGCGCAGUGUAGAAUAAUUAUUCGUGGCGGGAAAUCCGAGACCGCACUGCGGCAUGCGGCAUUUGGUGAUUCUGAUUCCGUAAACUUCGUAUUUGAAAUGUUACAAUGGCUGAUAAACUUGCAAACUGUAUGAGGGUCAACCCCGACGCUGCGUGUCGUAUAUUCUGUUUUCCUUGGGCUGGUGGUGGAUCCAUUUUCUACGCCAAGUGGGGGUCCAAAGUCCCAGCAGACAUUGAAGUAUGUUCCCUGCGUUAUCCUGGCCGAGAGAAUCGUUUCCGAGAGCAAAGUUACACGAGUCAGACUGCGCUAGUGAACGAUAUAACCACCAACCUUCUUCCCCUGUUCAAGGAAAAGCCAUUUGUGUUCUUUGGCCAUAGCCUUGGAGCAGUUGUCUCAUUUGAAGUUGCAAGAAACCUGAAAGAAAUGUAUGGUAUCGAACCCAAGCAUUUGGUUGUUUCUGGAGCAAACGCACCACAUUCUGUGAAAUGGAAAGAUCAUCCGGCCAGGUCAUGCUCACAGAUGGGGGACGACGAAUUUAUAGCAUAUUUAGGGAAGUUAGGUGGAACUCCCAAAGAGGUGCUGCAGAACAGAGAAAUGAUGAAGAUAUUUUUACCAUCACUUCGAGCCGACUAUGGAAUUAUUGAAAAAUAUGAGUACACUUUGCCAGAAUCUGGAAGUCAGUUGAUAUGUCCAGUGAGUGUGGUCAAUGGAAGUGAGGAUAGAGCCAAGGACAUUGAUGCCUGGUCGGAAGUGACAACUGGUCCCUUCAAGAAGCAGAUUCUACCAGGAGGGCAUUUCCAUUUCAUCGGAAACUCAGCCAACGAGGAACAGCUUUUAAAAUUCAUAACAGACUCAUGUAUUAAUUAGUAGAUAAUGACAUUCUUUUAUAAAA
This is a messenger RNA of Lineus longissimus, 1137 nucleotides long. Its product is annotated as S-acyl fatty acid synthase thioesterase, medium chain-like. The transcript has 8 exons. NCBI's taxonomy places the organism in Eukaryota, Metazoa, Nemertea, Pilidiophora, Heteronemertea, Lineidae. The record is from RefSeq and is a predicted model, not a curated record. Gene Ontology annotation, biological process: lipid biosynthetic process. The coding region runs from base 351 to 1112 and encodes 253 amino acids.